Myxocyprinus asiaticus (Chinese sucker) is the source of this 3990-nucleotide messenger RNA. Its product is annotated as Wilms tumor protein homolog. Gene Ontology annotation, biological process: negative regulation of apoptotic process; negative regulation of cell population proliferation; regulation of transcription by RNA polymerase II. Gene Ontology annotation, molecular function: DNA-binding transcription factor activity, RNA polymerase II-specific; RNA polymerase II cis-regulatory region sequence-specific DNA binding. The record is from RefSeq and is a predicted model, not a curated record. Bases 402 to 1664 code for a protein of 420 amino acids. Gene Ontology annotation, cellular component: nucleus. The transcript has 9 exons. Lineage: Eukaryota; Metazoa; Chordata; Actinopteri; Cypriniformes; Catostomidae.
ACAAAGAAAACAGACACUUAAAAAAAAGGAGGUAUACCUCUUCUCCGAUCUCUCCCUCUGCUUUCUCUCCUGCUCUCCUUACUUCAUUCACAGAGCUACAAGAAGUUUGCUUGGACACUCCCUACUGACCCGUUUCCUUUUCUCCCCAAAAUUCUCCAGUGCAACAUGGACCAUUCUGACUGAAAGCGACAGCUGCUUUGGCAUCAUCUUCAUACCUUUGGAGUGACUCUUGUUGGUUUUGAGCAAACUUGACAAAGCGAUGACACCUUGCUGGACUUGACUUUGCUUUUUGCGUUGGAUUUGUUGCACCGAACUUAACUCAAAUCAGAUCCGUUGAACCUUGUUUCUGUGCUUGGCCUGUUUGCUCUAGUUCUCAGGUGUAUUGUAACAAGUAUAUAAAAAUGGGAUCUGAUGUGCGUGACCUGAACACCCUACUUUCGCCAGUGCCUGCAAUACCAGGGGGGAACAGUAACUGCACCUUGCCCGUAAGCAGCACUCCUCAGUGGGCUCCAGUGUUGGACUUCCACACCAAUGCACCUUACAGCUCACUGGCCCCACACUCCUUCAUCAAGCAGGAGCCCAGCUGGGGUACGGCCGACCCCCAUGAGGACCCUCACUGUGGUCUGAGUGCCUUCACUGUGCACUUCUCCGGACAGUUCACCGGCACUGGGGCCUGCAGGUACGGAGCGUUUGGGGCCCCUACACCCAGUCAGCCUCCACCCAGCCAGCCUAGGAUGUUCAGCAAUGGCCCUUACCUGUCCAACUGCAUGGACAGCCAGCCCAGCUCCAGGAAUCAGGGUUACAGCACAGUCCCCUUUGAUGGAACCACAAACUAUGGACACACUCCCUCCCACCACACUUCACAGUUUCCCAACCACACCUUCAAACAUGAGGACCCCAUAGUGCAGCAAAGCAACAUGGGUGACCAGCAGUAUCCUGUCCCUCCUCCAGUGUAUGGCUGCCACACUCCCUCUGACAGCUGUACAGGAAGUCAAGCUCUGCUCCUGAGGAACCCUUACAACAGCAGUGAUAAUUUAUACCAAAUGGCUUCACAGUUGGAGUGCAUGGCGUGGAACCCUGUCAACUCUUUGGCGUCCACUAUUAAGAGCAGCCAUGGAGCAGGUUACGAGAGCGACCCCAGCACGCCCAUGGUCUACAGCUGCAGCACACAGUACCGCAUCCACACUCACGGCGUCUUCAGAGGCAUUCAGGAUGUGCGACGAGUUCCAGGCAUUACCCCUGCCAUAGUGCGUUCAUCUGAGACCAACGAGAAAAGGCCGUUCAUGUGCGCCUACCCGGGCUGCAACAAAAGAUACUUUAAACUGUCUCACUUACAGAUGCAUAGUCGUAAACACACAGGGGAGAAACCUUAUCAGUGUGACUUCACAGACUGUGGUCGCAGAUUCUCCAGAUCAGACCAGCUAAAAAGGCACCAGAGAAGACACACAGGCGUUAAGCCAUUCCAGUGCGAAACCUGUCAGAGAAAGUUCUCACGGUCAGACCACCUUAAGACCCACACCCGGACACAUACAGGUAAAACAAGUGAGAAACCAUUCAACUGCAGAUGGCCAAACUGUCAGAAAAAGUUUGCCAGGUCUGAUGAGCUUGUACGGCACCACAACAUGCACCAGAGGAAUUUGACAAAGUUGCAGCUGGCCAUCUGAUUGAACUGUUUUUUCUUUAUAAUAGUACUAACCCUAAAGUGGCACUUUGAAAAAAUUAUUUCAUGUAGUGCAAGAGGCUGAAAUGGCUGUUUAUCUGCAUGUGCAGCAUCCCCUAAUGGCAACUCGUAACUGGCCCUAAUACACCAUCACAGUGUCAAUAUUAAAACGUCUGUUUCCAAUGAGGGAACCUUAUCAUGUCUUUUAUGAGAUUUUUGAUUGAGAUGUGAAAUAUUAUGUAUCUAACAGUUAAUUUAGUUGUUGUCAGCAGUUUCCAGACUAAUUUAUUACGUUUUAUUUUUUUGUAAAUUAAAAUGUAACUUUUUUCCCCCUGGUAAAACCCAUUCAAACUUUAUCCAACAGCUUUUGUAUGUUGUAUCUGAAAUUGUGAACCACUCUCCACUUAAGUGCUUGUCCAUGCCAUUUGUAAAAAUCCACUCUCUUUGACCUCCCCAGUUAAUUUAUGAGCAGGUCACACUGGCUAUGUGGCUGAGCAUUUGUGGUCAAGUUGUAAAUAUUAGUUUCAAUCCUCAGCCAACACCAAAAAAAUCAAACAGGCAAAAAUGGGAAAAAUGACUCAUAAGUAAAGGAAAGAAAUGUGAAAAGUGUUUAGAUGAAAAUGUUUUUGUUUUUCUUGUUUUUCAAUGAGCUCUAUUUUAAUGUAUACAGUUGCAAUCGAAAUUAUUCAGCAACCCCCCCCCCCCCCCAAGACAGUAAGGAUUUACAAAGGUAAGCUUUUCUGAUGACCCAGAAUUUUUAAACUACAUCUAUAUCAGUUGAGUGACACAUUCAAAGUCGUAGUGUGAAUAUAUAACCUAAUAUUUCUAAAUAGCAGGAUUUUUUUUUUUUAAAUACAGCCAUGUCAUAAUUAUUCAACCCCUAUUGCAUGUAGCUGUUUCUUAAAUAUGUAAGACUACACAAGUAAUUGUUUGAAAACAAAAUUAAGUCAUCAAUCUGCAAUGGCACUUAUUUAAGUUUUAAAAUUUAAGUUUAGCGCUGUAAGCAAAAAAUGUAUUUCAAUGCAAAAAAUGCAAUUAAAAAUAAGCUGUCUCAAAAGCUAAUAGAGGAGAUUAUUUCAUUACACAAGAAAGGUCAUGGCUAACAGUAAAUUUCCAAGGCACUUCAAUAUCCAAUAGACAAAGUUGGCAGCGCCAUUCAUACAUUUUUUAAAUAUGUUACAACAGCAACCUUAUUGGGAUGUAGAAGAAAGCAAAACUUCACCAAGGGAAAUGUUGAUUUGAAUAUUCAAGAAGUAAUAGGAAAGAAGUAGGAAAGACCUGUGGAGUCCUGGAGGAAGGUUUUAUAGACGUAUGACACUAAACUGAAAAUGAGUUUUAGACCCAUGGUUCAGCAGUACGUCUGGAGUAAGAUGACAAGGUGAUGACAAGAACGACACCAUCCCCACAGUCAAGCAUGGAGGUGGGUCAGUCCUGUAAUGGGGGUGUUUUGUGGCUGCAGGAAACGGCUAUCCUGACUAUGUGACUGACACCAUGGAUUCUUUCAGGUAUCAGGCCAUUUUGGCAUGAAAAAUGUGAUGCCUUCAGUGUGUAAAUUGAAACUCGGUGAUCACUGGACUUUCCAGCAAGACAAUAACACCAAGGAUACAUCCAAGUUGUCCAAAAUCUGGUUCAUGGAUAGGUCGUGGAACGUGCUUAAAUGGCCCUUUCAGUCCAUCAUUAAAAUCCCAUUCCAAACCUUUGUUGGGAUUUCAAGGAAGCAGUGGCAGCACAGAAACCAAAGAAUGUCAAUGAGCUGGAAGAUUUUGCUUGUGAGAAAUGUGUAAAAAUUCUAAUAGAGAGGUGUCCGAAGCCUGAGAACACUUACCUGAAACAUUUAUUUGCUGUUAUUAAGGAUAAAGGAUGCUCCACAAAUGAUUGACUUUGGGGGUUGAAUAUUUUUGACAUGACAUUUGUGAAGAGAAUUAGUUAUUUUUUAUUUGAAAAUUUGGGUAAACUGAACUCUUUGUUCUCAAAAUCACUCAAAUGUGUAUUAAAAACUUACUUUGACUGUUUACUGAGGUUUUAGUUGAUGUGUUUUAAUUCACAUCACUCAGAAUGUAUUGCUGGUCAGAGAGGUUGAAUAAUUGUGAUUGCAAAUGUAUGUCUUAUAUAUUUACAUUCUGUUUUUUUUUUUUUUUUUUUUUUUUUUUUUAAUAAAACUCUGCAUUAACUAGAUUAAAUCUGAAGCUCCAAUACUGCUCUGAAUUUACCGCUGUUGGUUAAAGUUGUGGAGAGAAAAUCUUUAAAUAGUUGUUGACUCUAUAUUGUUUAUCUAAGCUGUUUUCAUGUGUUUAAAAGCUUUAAAUUAUAACUUUUCCAAUAUGGCAUCA